AUGCUGCCUAGUGCAAGGGCAGGCCAGUCUCCUAUUCGGGCUCCGCCGAGAGGAAGGGCAGGGCACAUUGGAGAAGGCCGACAAUCGGGCUCGAGGUCAAGCAGCAUCGAUUCCGCUACGUCUGAACGUACAACAACAUUGCGUAGACGAUCCAUAGCGGACUUCUCUGAUGAUGAGGAAAACUCAUUGGGAGAAUUAAACACGCGAAGCUCGUCUCUCAUCCGGCCGGCUUCCGGCUUCCAGUGGGGGCAGACCGAAAGGCAGACUGGCUUUGGGUUUGUAGGAUCCUCAGCGUUCUCUUUAUUCCAGUCAAAGCAGUCCAAUGUAGGCAACGCAAGCAGCACACAAUCAGUAGCACCACCGUCUGGCACUGCAUCGUCGGCGUCGGUAUUGCCUUCAAAAGUGUUCAGGGGAAAUACCUGUAAUAUCCCCGCAAAUGACAACGAUUCGCCUUCGGUAUCCGCAGAAGCUCCUACUGUAGACCAUGAUGACACUUCGGCCGAAUCUGCUCGAAGUUUUACCGCUUCAUCGAUAAUUGUGCCCUCCACUGACGCGCCGUUUCGGCCAAACGGUCAGAGAUCGGAACAAGAAGGUCCAUUUAAAAACGCAGCAGCAGCUAGUGCACGAUCAUCCGUGGCACAAGAAACCGAGUUGGGAGCACGCCAGACGUAUGCAGAUCCCUGGAGCCCUUCAAGCGUGCCACCUGAGAUUAACCAUGCACCUAUUGAAGACGGCAUACCUGCAUUAGAAUCCACGUCGAUCCAAGACCUACAACCCUCCCAAAGUAUGGUCAACUCGUCACCGCCCUCAAGACCACAACCGUCAGCAACCGACGUACCGUCUUCUACAUCUGCGCAAACCAUUGAGGUGACAAGUGCACUGCUGUCUCCUGCAAAGACAUCGGAAACCAAUCUUGCUGUCAACUCGAAGGCUGCUUCGUCGCAGCGUGCUAACGUCCCCAAGCAGAAGAAAAGGAAGUUAAAGAAGGACAGCGAAAGGAAGCGAGGAAGUUUCAGGGUAGAGAUGUAUCCCUCUUCGUCUGCGCCUGGUUCUGAACCCGAGCGAGCUUUCUCUACUCUCCCAGGAAAACCGUUAUUCUCGAUUACGGAUUCCAUCUCUCCCCAUACCACGCCUUUGCCUUAUUUCGAAUACAAGGAACGCGGGAAACGGACCCAGCCUGCGCAAUAUAAUCAAACAGAUGCUGCGUCCACGAGAAGCGCAACCACUCCAGCAAGCACUAUUCAUGACCUUUCUGAUUGCCAGCUUUCUGAGGGCGGCGGCACUGGUUUGACCGGGGAACCCUCCUCCGGUGACGUCGACACUGGCAUGUCGAUAUGUGACUAUGAUCAACCUCAGGUUGGUACGUCCGAGUAUCUGGACGCUUGCUCAUCUUUGGCCUCAUUACCGGAACCCCUUUCGCAAGCUGUACAAUUUAUGGGGGAAAUGUCCUCUGGAAAUCAAGCCACAAUAACGACGAACACACUGAGGCGCCAAGAAACAAUAAGCUAUACGUCUUUGGACCUCUUGGACGAGCGCACUGCUUCUGCGCCUGUUGAAAACUGUUCUGUUUCUGUGGUGAUUGAAGACAAGAGGCUAGGACAAGAGGAAUCGUCUUUCGUCGAGCUGAUAUUGCCUCUAAGGUCAGAUGGAAGAGACGGUUUCUGGCUUGACGUGGUCCCUUUAUGCAAUGCCUUGCAGAGUGGACCCUCAAGGAUUGAUGGACCCGCGAAAGUAUGUGCGUUUCGAGGUAGAUUCAAACAAUACUUCCUCCGUAUCUCGACGGAAAACGUCGAUAACUUUGCCCCUGCGAACCUCUACGUCCCUAGGAAUUGCUUUCUCCGGAUAAUUGUCGAACCUAUUGGACCUUGUACUCAUUAUCUCGCUAAUGCGGCCUCUUCAUACGCGAUGCUGCCACGCUCGUCCAGUACUUCUACCCAGCUUGCUUCGCCUGCUUUAUCGGAGGAACGACUUCUUCCAGCGUCUAACGCGCCUGCAACCAUACCUAUCAACGCACCCAUUCCUGCACCUGCACCCGCACCCGUGCCUACACCCGCCGCUUGCCCUUCUCGGACUAAUAAGCGCAAAAGAGAGGAGCCUCCGGUGGCUAAUCCUAGAGAUGCUGCAACUUCUCGUGGCUCUACCUCCAGUACUUUUGCUGCUAGAAAUGAAACAGAGGUAGAAGAUCCCAUGGCUCCUCGAAAAUCUUAUUACCGAACGCAAUAG
Molecule: messenger RNA, 2223 nt
Organism: Fomitiporia mediterranea MF3/22
Lineage: Eukaryota; Fungi; Basidiomycota; Agaricomycetes; Hymenochaetales; Hymenochaetaceae
Exons: 5
Coding region: 1-2223 (740 amino acids)
Source: RefSeq, a predicted model, not a curated record